Mesorhabditis spiculigera is the source of this 306-nucleotide messenger RNA. Lineage: Eukaryota; Metazoa; Nematoda; Chromadorea; Rhabditida; Rhabditidae. The record is from the annotation of a GenBank genome assembly.
GUGCGUCGCAAGGGCUACUGGACCCUGUUUGUCGAGUUCCCCAACGAUCGAUAUGCAAAUCACCGAGAAAGAUAUUGCAUUUCUCGCGAUUCAUACCAAAAAUGGGUGAUGGAGGUCUACUACUACCCUAGGAUUGGCACAAGCUGGGGCGGCGGAUGGAGCGCCAUCUACGACGCCUACGCAGUCGUCAUCGCUUUAACUCAUCAUCUUGACCACGACCAGAGUAUCCGGAGAAAUACAGGCCCCUUCCACUGCCACCAGCUCCCCGAGCCGCAGCUCAGCUUUAAAGCCCACCGAGAUAUACUG